AUGAAAUAAAAAUAGAUUAAAAUUAGAAGCACAUUUGCCACUUGGUUUUCAAAUCUAAGACUGAGAACUUAAGUGUUAAUUUUGUAAAUUAUUUAUUUAGUAAUAAUAACAACCUGCCUUAUUUGUUUGACAUUAAUAAUUUAAAAAAACAUAAUAAACACAUUAGCUUCAGAUUCUGAAUAAGUUUUAACAUAAAAAGAAAUGAACCGAAUAUCUGAAAAUUAUCUAUAUGAAUUCAUUUAGCAGAUUAAUUUUGAAUUUUUAUAAAGAAGUCAAUCAUUAAAUGCUAUGAACUCACUGUAUUUAGUAGCUUAGGAUAAAAAAUUGAAAUUUCUAUAGGAUCUCGAUAUUUGCUAAUCGUUUGGUAAAACUUCUGAACUUUUGGAAAAAAUUAGAAAAUCAUAUUGUUUUUGUUAUGGUAUUGCUGGAGAUUUUAAUUUUGAAUAUAAUGAUAAGCUUAGAUUGAGUAACAUUCUAGCUAUUACAUCUACAAUUAUAUCAAAUUAUACAUAAUUAUAUUAUUCAUCAAAUACUGAUGACUAAUUUUACUCAUUUAAACCUUGUUAAUAUGUUCCAUCAGUCUGGAUUCCUAAAUUACGACCAUGGUAUAUUUAGCACAAUCAAUCCAAUUUAUAAAUUUAAUAUACUUCUGCCUAUAUAGGUUAUGUAGGAGGAGUAUGCAUAACUUAAACUAAAUCAUUAAUAAAUCAAUAAAAUCUUACGAUUGGUAUUAUUGCUAAUGAUAUAACUAUGGCUUAACUACCAAUUUUGAAUUAAAAUUAAAUCGCUGAUAUUCUUUUAAUUGAUUUUAAAGGAGAAAUUUUACUCAGUAAUCAUUAUGAAAAGAAGUAAAAAAUUGUUGAUUAUUUUCAAAAUGUAUCAAAAACAGGUUUUAAUGAAUCUGAUUUUGAAAUCCUCUUGUAAUAUCAAUAAAAAGCUUCUUAUAAAGAUUUAUGUUAAAUACCUAUUAAUAAUACCUUUUGUUUAUUUGAUAAAUUAAGAUAAAAACUGUUUUAUUUUAAAUUAUAUUUAAUUAUGAAUAAUAAAUACAUUGUAGUUGCUAAAUUUGAUCCUUUUCUAUAUUCUGAUGCGAUGAACUCUUUGUUAGAGGAAAUUAACUCAAAAAAUGAAUAAAUGGUUACACUUUUAAUUUUUAUCAUUAUUUUAGCCUUAUUCAUUUUUUGUAUCUCAUUUUUAAUAACUACUUUAGUUUUGUAGCGUCCUAUUGAAUAAUUAAUGUAUUACUCAAAUCAAUUAAAUAAAUAAGGUAAAAAUCUUUAAAGAAGUAUUCCUAAAAUUAAAAUUGGAACCAGUAUCGAUGAACUAAACCUUGCUUUUUUUAAUUUACUACAUUAAUAAAAUCGUAAUAAAAAAAACCAAUAAAAUAGAAACAAACAGUUCUUUUCUGAAACAUGCAAUUAUUUAAAAAAUUUAGAUAAAUAGUAUUUUCAUAUAAACAAGGAAGUUUUUUAAAAUUUAAGAGUAAUUUAUUAUUUUUAAUAUAAUAGAAUUUAAAAUAUCCAGUAUUUAAUCAAUCUAAAAGUUAAUAAUUUUCGAAAUUAGAACAAAUACUUUUAUUAAAUUUUGUUAGAAGGAUCAACAUUAAAAUUUAUAGUUCUCAUAAUACAGAUAAUAAAAUGAAUAUCUAUUGA
Paramecium sonneborni is the source of this 1652-nucleotide messenger RNA. The record is from the annotation of a GenBank genome assembly. NCBI's taxonomy places the organism in Eukaryota, Ciliophora, Oligohymenophorea, Peniculida, Parameciidae.